AUGGAGAACAACGCCGUCUAUGCGCCCGACAACGGGGCUGUACAGGCUGGUCCGAUAAGGAAAGUGGACAGGGAGCAUGCUGGAGAAGACCGGAUGCUGGUCGAGGUGGGAGGGGUGGACUCCGGUCUCCGGUAUCGAAGCGUGGAGGAGACUCCUCUGCUCGGUGACGACGGCGAUGGCGGUAGGAGGAGCAGCGCAACCAGCAGUCUCUCCGCGUACGACGACUUCUCUGCUCUUCCAUGGUAUAAGCGGCCAUCGAUCUACUGGAUGCUGCCCAUGUUCUUCUUGACGGCAAUCGCGAAUGCUGGCAUUCUCGUACCCAAGAUGAACCUCAUCAUUACGCUGCUCUGCCGGGAGUACUUCUCCGACAAGGCCUUGCAGGACCCGGACUUUACCUUUCUCCCGGUCGUCUUUGGCGGCGAGAACCCGGAGUGCCGCAGCGCCGAGGUUUCGUCAUAUGUUGCGGAAUUCACCCUGAUGGGUAACCUGCUCGGCGGCAUCCUCUGUGCCAUCACUUCCCCGAAGCUGGGAGCGCUCUCGGACCGAUAUGGCCGUCUGCGUAUCAUCAUCAUUACAAGUAUCGGAAUGCUGAUUGGUGAGGUGAUUGUCUUGUGCGCAGCGUCCUACCCUGAUACCAUCUCGGUGGGCUGGAUCCUCGUGGCUUACGGCGUCGAGGGGUUGUUUGGGUCCUUCAUUGCCGCCAUGGCCAUCGCCAAUUCGUAUGCCACCGACUGCAUCCCCAUCGACAGGCGCAACGUCGUCUUUGGAUACUUCCACGCCGCGCUCUUCACCGGCAUCGCCCUCGGCCCCAUCCUGUCGGCCUACAUCAUCGAGGCCCUCGGCUCGAUCGUGUCCAUCUUCUACAUCGCCGCCGGAGUGCACGUCGUCUUCAUCCUGUUCGCCGGCCUGGUGAUCCCCGAGUCCCUCACCAAGGACCGCCAGCUGGCGGCGCGGGAGAAGCACGCGCUCGAGCGCGCCGCCCGCGCGCCCUCGGCCGACUGGAUCAACCGCAUCCGGCACCUCAACCUCCUCGAGCCGCUCAAGAUCCUGUACCCCACGGGCGAGGGCAGCAGCCCGGCGGUGCGCCGCAACCUGCUGAUGCUGGCCGGCGUCGACACGACCGUCUUCGGCGUCCACAUGGGCGCCAUGACGGUCGUCAUCAUCUACACCAACUACCAGUUCGGCUGGACGACGGUCGAAACCAGCCGGCUCGUCUCGCUCGUCAGCGGCAGCCGCGUCUUCUGCCUGCUCGUCCUCCUCCCCAUCAUCACCCGCCUCUACAAGGGCUCCCGCCGCCGCAGCAACACGCGCAGCAACACCGCCACCCCCGCAAAACCAAACCAACCCACCACCACCACCCCCACCCCCCUCGGCGCCGAGCCCUUCGACCUCGCCCUCAUCCGCCUCGCCAUCGCGCUCGACACGCUCGGCUACCUCGGCUACGCGCUCGCGACCUCGGGCGCGCCCUUCAUGGCCGCCGGCGCGCUCGCCGCCGCCGGCGGCAUGGGCUCGCCCACGCUGCAGAGCUCCCUCACCAAGCACGUGCCCGCCGACCGCACCGGCCAGCUGCUCGGCGCCAUGGGCCUGCUGCACGCCCUCGCCCGCGUCGUGGCGCCCACGGCCUUCAACGCCAUCUACGCGGCCACGGUCGGGCGCUUCACGCAGCUGGUCUUUGUGUGUCUGGCGGGCGUGUUUGGGGUCGCGUUUGUGGCGGCGUGGUUUGUGCGCCCGGGCGUCGGGUUGGAGGAGAAGUCGGCGGAGGAGGUGGCGGCGGGGGUUGGUGUUGGUCGUCGUGAUAGCGUUGUGGGCGGUGGUGGCGGCGGCGGUGAGGAUGGGGAUGCGGUUUGA
This is a messenger RNA of Diplodia corticola, 1848 nucleotides long. Its product is annotated as tetracycline-efflux transporter protein. Gene Ontology annotation, cellular component: membrane. The coding region runs from base 1 to 1848 and encodes 615 amino acids. Gene Ontology annotation, molecular function: transmembrane transporter activity. The transcript is spliced from 2 exons. Gene Ontology annotation, biological process: transmembrane transport. The record is from RefSeq and is a predicted model, not a curated record. Lineage: Eukaryota; Fungi; Ascomycota; Dothideomycetes; Botryosphaeriales; Botryosphaeriaceae.